Molecule: messenger RNA, 921 nt
Organism: Ceutorhynchus assimilis (cabbage seed weevil)
Lineage: Eukaryota; Metazoa; Arthropoda; Insecta; Coleoptera; Curculionidae
Source: the annotation of a GenBank genome assembly
AUGCCUAAAGUAAGAGCAGAAAAGAAAACCCGAACACACAAUGAAGUCGCUAAGCAAGGUAUUAUGUUCAACAAGGAUUUUGGCCAGCACAUACUCAAAAACCCCAUGGUUAUAACCUCGAUGGUAGAAAAGUCCGCUGUAAGGCCAACAGACACAGUACUCGAAAUAGGUCCUGGUACUGGUAACAUGACAGUCCGACUUCUAGAGCAAGCCAAAAAAGUAGUAGCAUGCGAAAUCGAUACUCGUCUGGUUGCAGAAUUACAAAAGCGUGUACAAGGCACACAUUUACAGCACAAAUUGCAAAUCGAAGUUGGAGAUGUGCUCAAAAAAGAUUUACCAUUUUUCAAUGUCUGCGUUGCCAAUAUACCAUACCAGAUAUCAUCGCCGUUGGUUUUUAAAUUGUUGUUGCAUCGGCCAUUUUUUAGAUGUGCGGUGCUGAUGUUUCAAAGAGAAUUUGCACAGAGGUUGGUGGCCAAGGCCGGUGAUAAAUUGUACUGUCGACUGUCUGUCAAUACACAACUUUUGGCAAGAGUGGAUAUGUUAAUGAAGGUUGGCAAAAACAACUUUAGGCCACCACCAAAAGUAGAAUCCUCGGUAGUCAGAAUAGAACCAAGAAAUCCUCCACCGCCCAUAGUUUACUCAGAAUGGGAUGGAUUGACUAGGAUAGCAUUUACCAGAAAAAACAAAACGUUGGGCAGUGCUUUUAAGCAAACAUCAGUUUUGGCCCUCAUUGAGAAAAAUUACAAAUUACAUUGUAGUUUACACAAUAAGGAGAUACCUGAAGGUUUCAGUAUCAAAGAAAAAAUAGAGAACAUUUUAACAAAUGCGAGUGCUGCAGAGAAAAGAGCCAGAACGAUGGAUUUAGAUGAUUUUAUGUCGCUAUUACAUGCAUUCAAUAGCGAAGGAAUACAUUUUUCAUAG